GAGGAUCACAUCUCUUUUCAUGCCGCCGAUUGCAUCACUUGCAGAUUUACAUUUUUUACCUCUCUCUUCCCCCUUUAAUCUCUCUCACACUCCCUGUGAAAAAAGUUAUCAACUUUGUCUUUUCCAAACCCUUUUUCUUCAACUUUCGUUUUGUUUGCUCUCUCUCUCUCUCUGGAUCGUAUCAGUAAGAAAUUGUGAAAACUCAGAUGAUUACUUCUCUGACCUGAAACCGCUCUCUACUCAUAUACAAAAAAAAAAGAGUGAUUUUUUUUGACGAACAGAGAGGCAUAUACCUAAUGGGCUCAGAGCAGCAUAGGUUUCUUCAGCAUCAGGAACAGAGGAAAAGGUGGGGAGGCUGUUUAAGAGUCUUCUCUUGUUUCAAGUCACAAAAGGGCGGAAAACGAAUUGUACCAGCAUCUCGCAUUCCCGAAGGUGGCAAUGUCUCAUCAGCAGCCUCACAACCAAACCAACCUGGUGGUGUAUUAAGUAACAACCAAGCCACAGGAGGAGGAGGAGGAGUUCAUUUGUCUUACUUGGCUCCACCGUCUUCUCCCGCUUCCUUCUCAAACUCUGCCCUCCCUUCCACCGCUCAGUCACCAAACAACUCCUACUUAUCCCUAGCCGCUAACUCAUCCCCUGUAUUAGGUCCUUCCUCUAGCAUGUACGCUACUGGACCCUACGCUCACGAGACUCAGCUUGUCUCACCUCCUCCUGUCUUCUCCACCUUCACCACCGAGCCAUCCACCGCUCCUUUCACUCCUCCUCCCGAGCUUGCCUGCCAUCUCACCACUCCUUCCUCCCCUGACGUGCCUUACGCUCGUUUCUUGACUUCUUCCUCCGUGGAUCUCAAGAAAGGCGGAGGCGGCCAUUACAAUGAUCUUCACUCUACGUACUCUCUUUACCCCGGGAGUCCAGCCAGUGCUCUCAGAUCACCGGUCUCUAGGGCUUCGGGAGACGGAGUCUCCACGCCUCUUCAGGAGUCUAACUUCUUCUGUCCCGAGACUUUCGCCAAGUUUUACCAGGAUCAUGACCCUUCGGUGGCUCAGAACGGUGGCAGGUUGAGCGUGUCCAAGGACUCGGAUGUGUAUCCUAGUAACGGAUAUGGGAACGGGAACAGGCAGACGAGGCAAGACAUGGAGGAGUUGGAAGCUUACAGGGCUUCCUUUGGGUUUAGUGCAGAUGAAGUCAUCACAACUAGUCAGUAUGUUGAGAUCAAUGAUGUGAUGGAUGAGUCUUUGCUCAAGGCAACAGCUUACUCACCAAGCGAGGGACAAAAAAUUCUUAGAAGAGAAGCGACUUUGCUCAGUCAAACGAGCUCCAAAUCAGAAGCUGAUCUUGAUUCUCCAAAAGAUCACAAACCAAGAAACAGAAUCCAUGCUGAUGAAGAGGCUUUACUGUCAAGAGUGGGAUCUGUGAAAGGUAGCAGAAGCUAUCCCACUGGUUUCUCAAGCUCUGAUGCAGAGGUGGAAUACAGGAGAGGAAGAAGUUUAAGAGAAGGCAGAGAGAACAGACACAGGAGAUUAGCCUGAUCAAGAACAACAACAGACAACAAAGCCACCAGCUAUGUUCUUUAAGUUGCAAUGCUAACUCUUUGAGAUAAGAAUCUAAGUCUUUUUAAGUAUAUAUAGGAAUAAUAAUGAAUAUAUAUAUUACAGAUGGUUUGUAGUAGAAACGAUGUGUUAUAUAAGCAAGGGUGAGAAGAAUAGUGAAUCCUUUCUUUUUUUUUUUUUUUAGUUUGUCAUGGUUUUUUUUUUCCUUUCUGUAAGACACAUCUUUCAUCUGAUUGCAGCAAAAUCUAUGUUGGGGUUCUUCA
Molecule: messenger RNA, 1813 nt
Organism: Raphanus sativus (radish)
Lineage: Eukaryota; Viridiplantae; Streptophyta; Magnoliopsida; Brassicales; Brassicaceae
Exons: 3
Coding region: 297-1529 (410 amino acids)
Source: RefSeq, a predicted model, not a curated record